Messenger RNA from Brugia pahangi, 294 nucleotides. The record is from the annotation of a GenBank genome assembly. Lineage: Eukaryota; Metazoa; Nematoda; Chromadorea; Rhabditida; Onchocercidae.
AUGGAUUUCAGUAAACAGGAAAAAGAUUAUAAUAGAAGAAAUGAAUGGGAUUGCUAUCGACGAACAACUUUUGGUUUUAAUCGUGAAGAAAUUGGUAAGGACAGGAAAAAUGUGGAUGAUCUUGCGGCACUUGAUAGCAGUAAUGUUGCUGUUGAAAAGACGUUUACUGAAAAUGUUGCUGCCUUGGAAACCGGAGUGUCACAGAAUGCAAAUCCAGAAGGAUUGCAGAAUUUUAUAGUUUAUUUUUGCAUGAGUUCGUUAUGCUCUACCUGCAAAGCGAGAAGUAAGUCAUAG